AAAACAUCUUACCGCGAUACUUGUGCUUUAAAAUGUCGAUCGAGCCCAACUUGUCAGGGAAAGACUAAAGUGGCUGGUAAUGUGCUGAAACAAAGUGCUGUUUUGGGAACAGAAAACAACCUAGUUUGGAAUACAUCUAUCUAUUGGGAGUCAAACCUACGUUGCUCGCUGACAGUGCUCCAAAACAGCCUGUAGCUUCGUCAACCCUGGGCUCGCUUGAAACAUUUAGCGACGCCCCCUAGCAUCCACUGCGACUAGUCGCGCAGUAACGAUAGCGAUUAGCUUGUAGCUUUCAAACCCCAGGAGCCAGGAUGCGAGAGGAUUCUUUGUGAGGAACGACCCCAUCCACGUGCCAUGUCUUUGGUUUUCCCUCGACCCAACACCAACGCAGUACACGGCAAGAAGGAUAAGAGACUGAUGGCGGAAGUGAAUGCAUCGCCACUCAAGCAUUUUGUCACGGCAAAGAAGAAGAUCAACGGGAUCUUUGAGCAGUUGGGGGCCUACAUCAAGGAGAGCGCUUCCUUUCUGGAUGAUACUUACAAAAAUGAAGAGCUGGACCCAGUCGCCACAGAGGAGCAGGUCCAGGAGGUCCAGGGCUACCUGGCCAAGGUGGCAGGGAUUGGAGAAGUACUUGCACGCAGGCAUAUGAAGGUGGUCUUCUUUGGGAGGACGAGUAAUGGGAAGAGCUCGGUGAUCAAUGCCAUGCUCUGUGACAAGGUGCUGCCGUCUGGAAUAGGACACACCACCAACUGCUUCCUGAGGGUGGAGGGCACCGAUGGCAAUGAGGCCUUCCUGCUCACGGAAGGCUCCGAGGAGAGGAAGAGCAUAAAGACGGUGAACCAGCUGGCCCACGCGCUCCACCAGGAUGAGGACCUGGACGCCGGCAGCUUGGUCUGCGUCAUGUGGCCCAAAGCCAAGUGUGCUCUGCUCAGGGAUGAUCUGGUGUUGGUGGACAGCCCAGGGAUAGAUGUUACCACAGAACUGGACAGCUGGAUUGACAAGUUCUGCCUGGAUGCUGAUGUUUUUGUUCUGGUGGCAAACUCUGAGUCCACACUGAUGCAGACGGAGAAGUCUUUCUUUCACAAGGUCAAUGAGCGGCUCUCUAGUCCCAACAUUUUCAUCCUCAACAACCGCUGGGACGCCUCAGCCUCCGAACCUGAAUACAUGGAGGAGGUCCGCAGGCAGCACAUGGACCGCUGCACCAACUUCCUGGUGGAUGAGCUGGGUUUGGUGGACCGAGCCCAGGCCAGUGACCGCAUCUUCUUCGUCUCUGCCAAGGAAGUCCUUCAGGCUCGUGUGCAGAAGGCUCAAGGAAUGCCUGAAGCAGGUGGAGCUCUUGCAGAGGGAUUUCAAGCCAGAAUGUUUGAGUUUCAGAACUUUGAGAGGCGAUUUGAGGAGUGUAUCUCGCAGUCAGCGGUGAAGACCAAAUUUGAGCAGCACACCGUGAGGGCCAAACAGAUCUCUGAAGCCCUGCGCCGCAUCAUGGAUUCAGUGCACAUUGCUGCACAAGAGCAGAGGGUCUACUGCCUUGAGACCAAAGACGAUCGCCAGGACCGAUUGGAAUUCAUAGACAAGCAGUUGGACUUGUUGACCAUGGACUGUAAGGCCAAGAUCAAGAAGAUCACUGAGGAGGUGGAGAGACAGGUGUCUAAUGCCAUGUCAGAGGAGAUCAGGAAGCUCCAUGUGCUGGUGGACGACUUCCACAUGGACUUCCACCCAUCACCAGUGGUACUCAAGGUCUACAAGAAUGAGCUCCACCGGCACAUAGAGGAGGGUCUGGGCAAGAACAUGUCCGAGAGGUGCUCCACCUCCAUCACCAGUUCCCUGCAGGCCACACACACCGACAUGAUCGAGGGUCUGAAGCCUCUGCUGCCCAACCCGGUCAGAGAGCAGGUAGACAAGCUGGUUCCCCGUCAGUGCUUCAGCCUCAGUUAUGACCUGGCCUGUGACAAGCUGUGCAGUGACUUUCAGGAGGACAUCGGCUUCCACUUCUCUUUGGGCUGGACCAUGCUGGUCAACCGCUUCCUGGGCCCUAAGAACACCCGGCGGGCCCUCAUGGGCUACAACGACCAGGUGCCCAGGCCCCUGGCUCUGACUCCUGUCAGCAGCAGCAUGCCUCCGUUCCCCCAGAGCUCCGUCACCCAGGAGGAGCUCAUGGUCUCCAUGGUUACUGGGCUGGCUUCCCUUACCUCUCGUACCUCCAUGGGUGUCCUUGUGGUUGGCGGCGUGAUCUGGAAGGCAGUGGGCUGGCGUCUGAUCGCCCUGUCAGUGGGUCUGUACGGACUCCUCUACAUCUACGAGCGGCUCACCUGGACCACCAAGGCCAAGGAGAGAGCCUUCAAGAGACAGUUUGUGGACUACGCCAGCGAGAAGCUGCAGCUCAUCGUCAGCUAUACCGGAUCCAACUGCAGCCACCAAGUCCAGCAGGAGUUGGCAGGUGUGUUUUCUCAGCUCUGCCAGCAGGUAGACGUCACCCGUCAGAACCUGGAGGACGAGAUCACCGACAUGAACAGCAAGAUGGAGCUGCUGGACAGCCUUCAGAGUAAGGCCAAGCUGCUGCGGAACAAGGCGGGCUGGCUGGACAGCGAGCUCAACAUGUUCACCCAGCAGUACCUCCACCACAGCAAGUAGAGCACCCAGAGGAUUGGCUGAGAGACUGAGAAAUACCAGAGGAACAUCUGGAACACCUGCCGAACCGAACCCCCCCACCCCCGUAGAUGACACACUUCUGUAUUUAGAAGUUAAUGAGAGGAAAUACUCCACAAUGUUGUGAAGAGAAGACGAGAAAAGAGAAGGGAUGGUUUGAUGUGAGAGGAAGAGUUACCUGGUGGCUGAGACGGAGAUAUGUCGACCUGAGCUCCGGUUGGGUGUCCUGUGCUCAGCUGGUGACCUGUCGCACAAAACUAAAAAGUGAGUCAGCUAUUAGAUAGAAGCCACAACAUAAAAUAUUAAAUGGAUAAAAAAAAAAAGUUUUAACCAACCCCCUACCAUGCCCUCAGUGUAUUUCCUGAUGCUUGUUGUCAUCGUUGAGCCCUUUGAUGUCCAGUCGUGGUGAUAUGUCUCCAGACGUCUGACGCGUCUAAGCCCUGGACAUCAUUAGCACUGUCACAAACUCCACACUGGCCUUUUUUACAUCCGAUUCCAGUUAACUCUCGCCACAUUGAACGUGUGUAGGUUUUGAUUUUGUAAAUACAUUAGGAACAACGGACGCCGCCAUACUGACGUAAAAAAAGCAGUCCACAUGAGGGAGUAGAAGGAAGGGGCUUCUGUUAGAAGGAUACUGCAACAUCAGUUAUUCCUCCAGCUGUUGUUGUUGUUUUCGGGAAAAUGUAGCCCUUGUUCAGAGGACGAAGCUGUUGGAAAUGAUCUUGGUUGUAGUUGGAAAACUGAGAAACAACUGUCUUAUUGACCUGCUCUCCUUUUUUGUCAGUCAGAGUGACGAGAAGGAGGACCACUUGUCCCUCUCAAAGCUUGGUCCUGUGAGCACUAGUAGAAGUGGCCACAGCUGUUGAUGGUCUCAGAGUGGAGAUGGCUGAUUAUUUAAACUACAUAUAAACCCCUUGGCCCUAUAUGUACAAUAGCCUGACGUCUACAUUUGUAUGUAGUGUAUUUGCUGUACUGUUCCUUCCGAGGGUAAACCCACAUCUUUGUUUUGCAAGGAUACUGAAGUUGCUUGGGCUUUGAAGUCAUUGAAUAGAUUUUAGCAUUUUAAACAACAGAGUAGAAAAAUGUAAGAUUCCUUUAUCCUAACUUUAUGGGUAAAGAGAAAAUAGUGCAUUUGUUGGGGGGACUGUUUUCAGUGUGAACAAUGGAACUACAUGGCACGGAGGAAUGACAUGUAUCAGGCGUUGAAUACUUAAUAGGAUACACUCAUUUGUCAUUCGUUUCAUUCACUUUGUAUUCCAUAACUUUGAGGACUAGAGCCUAUGUGAGAUGUUAUCAGCACGUGUAAUCUGUUAAAGCCGGGGUUGGGCAGUUUAUUUUGGCCGUCGUUGGGCAAAGAUUCCGUACGUUUUUAGCAUAUUGUAAAUCAAGAGUUUGAAGAGAAAACUAGGACUUGUGCGCCUCCUCUUUGCGCUGUUCUCAGGCUUUAGUAAAUCUAGUCCGUGAUGGGAGACUUUGGCCAAUCGCGGGCCAUUUCAGAGAGAGAGCAUUCCUAUGUUAUUUUUUUUUAACGUCACAACCCCCGGGAAUUGACCGGUUACUAUCAGAAUUUCAUCCAUUCGAUCCGAUAACAUUUAGAAAGUGUAGAAGAGCAGCAUGAUUAAGUCAUCGUAUACCCAUUCAAAUUAGGCGGGGUGCUUCACGCAACUCUCAGCGGAAUGAACGGAGCUCCGCCUCCAACGCUGUAUCCAAUUCUUAUUCUACUAAUACUAUUAUCUAUGCCCACAGCUUUAAUUGGCAGAUGUCAGCACAUAAAUGCCAAAGAUAUGUCCGAGGACAAUUAAGGAGCCAGAGUUUAUAUUUACUCACUCAGCAGAUACACUGGUCACUGGUCAUUAUUUAAUAACCACAUUGAAAGAAUUCUCAUGACAAAUGUUAAUGUUCCUGUAAUGUGUUUAUGUGAAACGAUAGCUCUGACUUGGCAGAUUAUGAUAUGAUGAUGAUGAUGAUGAUAUGAUGAUGAUGAGCCUAUAAAAUCCACUAUUGCUCGGUCUCCGACACCUUUACAUUUGAUGUCCUCAACCACAAAAUGUUUGGAUUUUCAAAACGUCCGUGUGGAGUUCAGAGGGGAUUGGGUAUGUCAGGUGCACUAAAAUCAAACUGCGUGGGUGUGCAACUUCAUUUUCAGCUUUCUCUCAUUAAACUAAAGACUUUUCUCACCAUUCACAAAUGAUCUCCGGUGUCGGAACGUCUUUCGCGCGGCCCUGAUUGUCUUCUGUACAUAUUUAAUAAAACCGACCCAACUGUUAACAUGUUUCUGAUGUGAGUCUGAUGGUAGCACUGGCAGUCAAAGUCUCCUGUGUAUCACCACUACUCAGUACUUUUCUUUGGGCAGAGGAAGGGUUUUGUCUUGCACUGAAUGCAUAUGUGGCCAGGUCUCUGCCAGCGUCACCUAAGGUUCCACUUCAAAACAAAGAGGUAGGAAUCUGAACUACAUAUGAUGGCGUAUAUAAGAGGGGCCAAAUCUAGCAACAGUUCCCCUUUUUUUUUUUUUUUUUUGAAAUUGUACUCUUGGUUUCUAAAAUGUGUAUAUAAUGUAAUUUAUUAAUUUGCCUUUCAAUUGGAAACAAUGGGGAAAAUGCUGAAUGAGACAAAACCACACCAGACUGGAUGUGCCUGAAUUAGUCCAGUAUGUAAAAGUUGUGGUCGAUUGGGCCAUGCUGUCAAUGAAAGCCAUACACUGUGUGUUGCCAAUUGAGCAGGAAGGCUGCCGUGAAGAUAUGCACUUUAUCAGUUUGCUGCUUUUUUUUGAUUUUUUUUUUUUCUUUUCUUGGAUGAAGUUAGUAUUUUCCCCAGAAUCCUCUCUACACAACACAAAGUUAGUGGUUUGGCUUCAGGAAGGUGAAAGUACCUAGCAUGCAGUGUGGAUGUUGUAGUUUGUUCAAAUGUUCAAAUAUGUAUGUAUGUAUGUAUGUAUGUAUGUGAAAAAUAAAGGUGACACCAUGCGAUAAACAGCUA
Molecule: messenger RNA, 5622 nt
Organism: Perca flavescens (yellow perch)
Lineage: Eukaryota; Metazoa; Chordata; Actinopteri; Perciformes; Percidae
Gene: mfn2
Product: mitofusin 2
Exons: 18
Coding region: 355-2631 (758 amino acids)
Biological process (GO): mitochondrial fusion; mitochondrion localization
Cellular component (GO): mitochondrial outer membrane
Molecular function (GO): GTPase activity; GTP binding
Source: RefSeq, a predicted model, not a curated record